UUAAACUCGGAUAAUCUCCUUCUCUGCUUAUUCUCGCAGAGAAACCAGAGAUUCAGAAGAGCCCUAAUUCAGAUACCAAAGAAGACUUUGAUAGAUCGGAAACGAUGCCAGUGCCAAUAAUUGAAACUUGCAGGAAGAGAAAGCGGAAGCCGAAAAUGUUCGGAUUCCAGGGAUUCGGAGAACACGACGGUUUUCCGGCGAAGCGGCCGGGAAUUUUCCGGGAAAAUAUUAGGGAUUUUCUCAGAGAAUGUGCGGAGGUUGAGGACUAUAGCAUCCGAGGAAUGCCUGUUUGGUGUACCCUGCUUAACCACGAGACGAAGAGCACUGUGAUUCCGCUGUACACCAUCGAGGAAGACGUCAAGCACUCUGCGGAACCUUACUGCGAUCACUGCAGAUGCACAGGUUGGAGCAAUCAUUUUGUGUCGAAAAGGAAGUAUCAUUUGAUAAUACCUAUAGAUACCGAGUGGACUAUGCCUUUAGAAGAUGAUGCGUUUAAUCUGCAAAGUCAUCUUUUGCAUGGACUGAUUCAUUCUAACGGGUUCGGUCAUUUGAUCUGCAUCAACGGAAUCGAAGGAGGGUCCAAACACUUGUGCGGAAGAGAAAUCAUGGACCUUUGGGACCGUCUCUGCACGUACCUCGGAGCACGAAUCCAUAGAGGCUACAGACCAAACACUGCUCUUCACAACAAACGAUCUAUGGAUCUUCGAUUACUUUAUGGUGUUGCUUAUGGCCAUUCAUGGUUUGGGAGGUGGGGUUACAGAUUCUGUCGUGGAAGUUAUGGAGUGACUAAGAACGACUAUGAAAAUGCAAUUGAUCUUCUCAGUUCCCUCGAGCUUGAUCAGAUUGAGCUUGAUUUCAGUGAUGAGAAACAAAGCAAAGAGAUGGAACAUAUUUUCCGAUACUACAGAGAAUUGAGCGAAGGCCGCUUAAAAACGCUCCGAGAUCUCUUACGGUUUAUGCUUACCAUCAAGGCUCAUGCUUCCCAGCGCAAGAAACUUCCUGUGCUCAGUCCAACUACCGGCAUUUCACUUCAGAAAAGUUCCAGCAGUUUGUUUCUUCAGAAGCGUUGUGCAGAAAAUGAAAAAUAUCCGAAAUGUAGAAGAUACAGUAACGUCGCAGCUAGUUUGGGUAGCAGAUGGCCUGUGAGGAGGCUAGAGUAUGCAGCUGAAGUGAUCGUGCAGUCACUGAAAGAGAUGAAAGCGUUGAGGUCCGGACAGAGUGGUAUGAGCCGGCAAGAGGUUAGAGAUGCAGCUAGAAUGCAUAUUGGCGAUACAGGCUUGCUAGAUUAUGUGCUGAAAUCGAUGAACAAUGUUAUCGUGGGAAGUGUUGUGGUCCGUCGUUCCGUGAAUCCUACUACCCGGAUUCUACAAUACACGAUACAAGAACUUGACAAUGAGACUAAAGUAGCAGAACCUGAGAAGGAGAUAGUGAAGGAGAACCUUCCCUUGAGAAUUUCGAUAGAGUUUCAACCUGGAGCUGAUAUCUACAGAGAUCUGUUCUUCCUCUACACGAAUGUGCUGAUGAAUUACCCAGAAUCCGAGUCAGUAAACUCUGCAUCUCAAGCAGUUCUAGACAGCAAACACUUUGUAAAGGAGUGCGCUUUAUGGGAUGAUCGGGAACAUGUUUUUGUAUUCUGUUGCCGUGUAAAUCCUAGUUUGGUCGAUCUAAGAUCAGAACUAAUCACAGAACUGCCACCAGGUGAGAUGGUUACAGUCCCAUUACAAGCCACAGUCUCGGAUCUAAAGCAAGCCAUUGAAGACAAUUUCAGAGAUACAUACUGCGUCUUGGCUAACUUCGUGGUGACUGAGAUUGAAGAGCUUGGAGAAGACACAGAAGACGAAGAACUGUUGUUUGGAAGAAUAGAGCCUUAUUCCGCUUUAACAGUCCGAGGUUUUGGGAUUGAUACGGGAUCAAAGUUGAAGUGCCAAGGUGGCAGUGACACGUGGAUGGUGAGAUGUCCUUGCGGAGCACAUGAUGAUGACGGGGAGAGGAUGGUGGCUUGCGAUAUCUGCGAGGUCUGGCAGCAUACAAGAUGCUGCGGCAUUGAAGACUCGGAGACUCUGCCUCCUCUCUUUGUCUGCACACGUUGCUGCGACUCUUUCGCUGAUCAACAGAGAAAACUCUUGCAGCCCAAGUUCGAGUUCCCGAGUUCUUUCGACGAUGUCUUGCUGCUUGAAGCGGCAGAAGAUUCCUCGAGUGUCUUCGGGUAUGAGAAAUGCCUCGGUAUGAUUCUCUCAUCGGACAAUGGCUUCACCCCUCAGAUUGUUUUGUAAUCAUACGGUUCAUACUCUGUUUUUU
Messenger RNA from Tarenaya hassleriana, 2298 nucleotides. Its product is annotated as PHD finger protein MALE MEIOCYTE DEATH 1. Lineage: Eukaryota; Viridiplantae; Streptophyta; Magnoliopsida; Brassicales; Cleomaceae. The record is from RefSeq and is a predicted model, not a curated record. The coding region runs from base 105 to 2273 and encodes 722 amino acids. The transcript has 4 exons.